Lampris incognitus (smalleye Pacific opah) is the source of this 2350-nucleotide messenger RNA. Its product is annotated as transcriptional enhancer factor TEF-3-like. The record is from RefSeq and is a predicted model, not a curated record. Bases 576 to 1715 code for a protein of 379 amino acids. Gene Ontology annotation, molecular function: DNA-binding transcription factor activity, RNA polymerase II-specific; RNA polymerase II cis-regulatory region sequence-specific DNA binding. The transcript has 11 exons. NCBI's taxonomy places the organism in Eukaryota, Metazoa, Chordata, Actinopteri, Lampriformes, Lampridae. Gene Ontology annotation, cellular component: transcription regulator complex. Gene Ontology annotation, biological process: hippo signaling; embryonic organ development; regulation of transcription by RNA polymerase II.
AAGAAUAGAAAGGCGAAACAAAACGACGGACGAGAGAAGAAGAGAAAACAGCAACAGAGCAGAACCGGGCCGUCGCUCGUCUGACGCAAUGCCGUCCCAGUGUGAGACCGCAGACACAUAAAGAGGAGACGCCGCACUGGCUGCUGGGGCGCGAGAAACGCGGCCGCCAUCUUGGACCGGGCAUCCUACGAGUUGCCAAGCAGCAGAAUACGCGACUGAGAAAGAUGCCGGAACACUGUUCAGCAUAUUCCUGCUCCGAUCGACGGACCGUCGAAAGCGGGGCUCGGGGGAUUACUUUUCACAAGAGCGACCCACCACAUCCCGCUCCAUCACCUUCCGUUUGGACUUCACAUAAACCCCUCCACCCCAGACCCGGCCAGCUCCUCUACCUCCACCUCCUCCUCUUCAUCUUGGUUCUCCUCCUGCCCCCCCCCUUGACCUUCAACACCCCCCCCCCCGCUCUGUGGCUCCCUCUCCCCCUCCUCCCACCACGUCUGCGGAGUGGGUGCCGGCCCCCUCCCCCGGGGGAGGGAGCGAGGAGCUCGGGGAGGCCUUGGACAAGCCCCUAGAGAACGAUGCGGAGGGUGUGUGGAGCCCCGACAUCGAGCAGAGCUUCCAGGAGGCGCUGGCCAUCUACCCGCCCUGCGGCCGCAGGAAGAUCAUCCUCUCAGACGAGGGAAAGAUGUACGGUGUCCAGUCACAUCCAAGUGCUUGCCCGACGGAAGGCCAGAGAGAUUCAGGUGAAGCUGAAGGUACGCUAUGACCAGGCUGCCAAAGACAAGGCCCUCCAGAGUAUGGCCACCAUGUCCUCAGCCCAGAUAAUCUCGGCCACGGCCUUCCAGAACAAGAUGGCGCUGCAGGGUCUGUCCAGGCCGGCCUACCCCACUGCUGGUGGAUUUUGGCACGGAGCUCUCCCAGGACAGCCCGGUGGUCCUGAAGACAUUAAGCCCUUCUCCCAGCAGGGUUAUGCCAUGCAGGCGUCCGGUCCGCCCCCCAUAACAGGUUAUGAGAGCACGGCGGGACUCUGCAUGUCGCCUGGCGCUCCCCCCUGGCAGGGGAGAAGCAUCGCCAGCUCCAAGCUUCGCAUGCUGGAGUUCUCCGCCUUCCUGGAGCAACCUCAGGACCCGGAAACUUUCAACAAGCACCUCUUUGUACACAUCGGCCAGUCCAACCCCAGCUACAGCGACCCCUAUCUGGAGGCGGUGGACAUACGGCAGAUCUACGACAAGUUCCCCGAGAAGAAGGGAGGACUGAAGGAGCUGUUUGACAAAGGGCCGCACAACGCGUUCUUCCUCGUCAAGUUCUGGGCCGACUUGAGUGUCAAUCUGCAGGACGACAGCAGUUUCUUCUAUGGUGUCUCCAGUCAGUACGAGAGCUCGGAGAACAUGAUCAUUACCUCGUCCACCAAGGUGUGCUCCUUCGGAAAGCAGGUGGUGGAGAAAGUAGAGACGGAGUACGCCCGAUUCGAGAACGGACGCUACGUGUUUAGGAUCCACCGGUCCCCGCUAUGUGAAUACAUGAUCAACUUCAUCCACAAGCUCAAACACCUGCCGGAGAAGUACAUGAUGAACAGCGUACUAGAGAACUUCACCAUCUUACAGGUGGUGACAAACAGGGACACACUGGAGACUCUUCUGUGCAUAGCCUAUGUCUUUGAGGUGUCCACCAGCGAGCACGGUGCACAGCAUCACAUCUACAGGCUGGUGAAAGACUGACGCACAUCAGCUGACGGAACGUAUAUGCCCACAUGGAGCCACAAUAAUGCCUCAAACAACAACAACAACAACAACAACAACAACAACACCAAAACUUGUGGUGACCAGAAAAACUGGCAGUCAAAAGAUCAGGACCCCCGUGCAAGGGAAGCACUGGAUGCGUGUGUGUGUGUGUCGACGGCGUGCUCAGGAAACACUACUGUUGGGGGAGAAGGGUGGAUUUCUAGGACUACGGGAAUUUGAAUUAUGCUUUGUGUGAAUAUAAAAAAGAAAAAGAAUGAAAAAAGAAAAAAAAAACCGGAAGAGGAGAGGAGAGGAGAGAAUGUUUUACUCUGGUCUCUAUCCCGAAGGAGCCCAUCACGUUAGCCGACGAGACGUUGCAUGAGAGAGUUGUGCAUCUCAUCUUCAUUAGCGCUUGGUUUGAAUUCAUUUGGUUCCUCGUGCGUGUGCAGGGGGGCGUGUGCGCGGCCCGAGACGGCAGGAGACGCUCCGCCGGAGGUUGCCAUCUAGUGACGUCACUAAACACCAGCGGAAACUGCGCCCGAGAGAAAGCUGGACUCCCCCGUUUUUGCACAUCCAUUAAAAAAAAAAGUGUCAAUGUUUUUGGUGCCAAACUUUAUUAAAUUUAUGAUGAA